GGUGCUGGACACUGGUAGCAGUGAUGUGUGGUUCUUUGGACCCGGCGCUUGCGAGUCGUCGACCCAGUCACAGGGCGAUUGUUUUGGAGGAGAUUGUAAGUUUUAUUUUCUUUCAGUUUGCUUUAUUUUUAUUUUCAUUUUCAUUGUUAUUUUUAAUUUUUCAAUUUUAUUGUUCUGUCGAUGCUGCAUUUAAACUUCCGAGCCAUGUGCUCCAUGUGCUCCCGCAUACCGAUCCGCAUUCCACUGUUCUCGGCACUCGCUAACUUUAUGCCUCCAGACGAUCCUACCAAAUCCUCUACCAGCAAAGUUAUCAAUAAAGGCGGAUUCUCCAUUCAAUAUGGAACUGCGAACUCCGAUGUCCAGGGCGACUAUGUCCUUGACACUAUCACCGUUGGCGGUGCCACUGUCAAGAACACCACCAUGGCUGUCGCGUACAAGGUCGCCGAGGUUCCCGCUGGAAUCUUGGGUAUUGGAUUCGAUACCAACGAGGCCAUCGUAGCCGAGGGAGGCCACAAAUAUCAGAGCUUCGUCGAUAAUUUGGUCACCGAUGGUGUGAUCAGCACCAAGGCCUACAGCCUGUGGCUUAAUGACUUGUUCUCGAGCUCGGGAAGCUGCCUCUUCGGCGGCUACGACACCAAAAAAUUCACUGGUCAGCUCUUGACCGUCCCUAUCCAGGCUGAUGCCCAGAGCGGCGAUCUGACCAGCAUGACCGUCGCUUGGACUUCUCUCCAAGUCACUACCGGCAAUGGAGUGAAGACAAUUACCUCCGACAACUUUGCUAGCGCCGCAUUGCUCGACUCUGGUACAACUUUGACCAUUAUCCCGGAGGAUUUGUACUACGAUCUGUACGAAUUCUUCGAGGCUGCUCCGGCUCCAAAUCAACCAGACGUCAUCCUUGUCGAAUGCGAUCUGCUCAACAACGCCGACGGCACGCUGAACUUCCAAUUCGGCGGCUCCAAGGGCCCUGUUGUCAAAGUACCUUACUCCGAGUUCGCCCUGCCGGCCACUUCCACUGACGGGACGUGGAUUAAAUUUGACAAUGGUAAAUUGGCCUGCACGCUUGGCCUACAGCCCCAGGAUCAGUCAACCCCCGUUAUCCUCGGCGACACCUUCCUCCGCUCCGCCUACGUGGUCUACGACCUCGACAACAAGGAAAUCUCCAUCGCUCAAACCAUCUUCAACACUACCGAUACCAGCGUCGUCGAAAUCACCAAGAGCAGCGCCAUCGCCAGCCUUGUCACCGGCGUGACUGUUUCCCAAACCGCCUCCGCUGGCUUCGGUGGCAUCCCCGGCUUCGGCAGCGGUGGCAGCACCCCCACCGCCACCGCGGGCAGUGGCUCCAGCAGCGUCAGCAUCGGCAACAUCAAAAGCGUCCCAACCAAGUCCGGCGAUGCCUCUGUCGCUGGCACCAGCUCGGGCUCUAACUCAGGCUCCGGCUCUAGUCCCAGCUCUUCAUCUUCCUCUUCCUCUGGGAAGGGCAACGCCGCGGGCGCUUCAUUCCAAGUCCCCGGCGCGCUUCUCAGUCUGCAGGCCGUUGUUCUGAGCAUGUUUAUCGGCGGUGCCAUGAUCGCAUUCCACUAAUAUCCUCCUUCGAUCUUUCUGCGCCUAUUAUGAUUAUACGCGCGGUUUGAUAUAUAAAUUGGUUUUGGGCAGUAGAGUAGGAGACGCAGGCGCUUGGUGUCUUUUUCUUUCCUUUAUCUAGCUUUGGUUUUGGCUUCUCAUUGUAUAUACCAAUCCGCCUGGUUAGGUCGGGAUAUUGCAUAUAUAUUCAGCGCUAUAUAGCAUAUAUUUGAAUAAUGAUCGCUAUCAACAAAUACACGUGUUUCCAUCC
Talaromyces proteolyticus is the source of this 1831-nucleotide messenger RNA. Its product is annotated as aspartic peptidase domain-containing protein. Bases 181 to 1581 code for a protein of 466 amino acids. Gene Ontology annotation, molecular function: aspartic-type endopeptidase activity. The record is from RefSeq and is a predicted model, not a curated record. The transcript has 2 exons. NCBI's taxonomy places the organism in Eukaryota, Fungi, Ascomycota, Eurotiomycetes, Eurotiales, Trichocomaceae. Gene Ontology annotation, biological process: proteolysis.